UUUUCUCUCCUCCAUUAUAGUGUCAGUUCACACUUUUGGUGCAAUUGAUCUUGAGUUGAAGAUGUAAGUUCAACAAAAUGGAUUCUCCUACUACUACUCCUCUUCUCUCCUCAGAACAAACUACAUUAAUGGAUAAACUAAAAGAAACCAUCUUCAAACUUGCUAAUGUUGAUCCAAACAGACCGUUGUCUCCUUCUCAAAUUUCCCUCAUCCAACAACGUCUCGUCUUCGCCUUCUCUGUUCUUCACACUCCCACUCACCCCACUUAUUCCGUGAUGAUACAAAGUGCGAUUAAAGAGUUGAAGGAGGAAGAUGGAUCAAAUGAGGAGAAAAUUUCAGAGUAUAUAAAGGAAAAUUAUGAUGAUUUACCAUGGGCUCAUGAUGCAUAUCUAAGCCAUCAUUUGAGUAAACUUUGUGAAUAUGGUGAAAUAGAAAUUGUGUGUACUUCUUCUGCUUGUAAACGAUAUGUAACAUCGGCACGUGGCGUAAUCCAAGAGCAUAAUGUAGGGAAGAGAAAGCCUAGGCGAAGAUUGGCAAGGAAUAGAAAAGAGGGUGUGAUUCAGGAUGAUAAGGAGAGGAAGUCAGUUGGAGAGAACGUUGUUAAAGUGUGUGAAAAUGUGAUUGAGUUUGAAGAGGAAGACAUUUCAGUGUUUGAGAGGAGUAGAGUGGAGCAGAGAAGACGGAGUUUGAUUGUCAUGGAAGACGAAGAUGAUGAAGUUGACGAAGCUGCUAUUGUUAUAGCAGAGGAGAAUGUUUAUAACAACAGCCAAGAGUUGGUGGUGGAGAAUGUUAGGCCUGAGGCUCCUGAGCUAGAUGUGGAAGAGCCGGCGAUGAAGUUCAAGGAAAGUGACCUUAUGAUUGUGCCUUAUGUGGGUAAUACUCUCGUAUCUGUUGGAGAAAGUGGUGGAAGGAAUCCUGUGAUUGUUUGUGCUUUGGCGGAGCUACCGAAAAUGAAACAACAGGUGUGUCAGAAUAUCCCAAAAAAGAGAUUGAAAGUUCGCCAAGAAAAAUGGGAAGUGUCGCUGGAGACAAUGCUAUCUUUGCCAGCUAAAGAUGUGGGUUGCAAUCGAGUCGAGCAAGACCAGCAACAUGAGCUUUUGUCUCAGAGAGGUGUUGAGACUGAGGUUAGUGCCGGGCUAGGGAGUGAGAUGGUGCCACCAUGGUUGACACCAAUGUUGAAGGGGAAUUACUUCAUCCCCUGCUCACUUCAUGCAGAUUUAAGCAAGAGUGAAUGUAAAAUGUUCUGUUUAGAUUGCAUGGGAGACGCCUUUUGUGCUAAUUGUUUGUCCCAUCACAAUGAGAGUCAUCGUGUUGUUCAGAUAAGAAGGUCAUCAUACCACAAUGUGGUGAGAGUGAAUGAGAUACAAAGGCACCUGGAUAUAUCGUCAGUACAGACGUACAUCAUUAACAGUGCAAAAAUUGUGUUCCUUAAUGCACGCCCUCAGCCAGGGUCUGGUAGGAACAUUGCCAAAACCUGCGAAAGUUGUAAUCGCAGCCUCCUUGAUUCCUCCAGAUUCUGUUCUCUCGCUUGCAAGCUUUGUGCAACACUGCUGAGGUCUUCCAAGUUUAAAAUGCCUGUUGAUCAAAAUCAACAAACAUGUAAAUCAUCUUUCAUUGAAGAUGAAAUGUUGGAAACACAGAAACACUUGGAACCCUCAUACCCUAGUAUCUUGGAAGAUCUUAUGUCAAUGGACGACGAAGAAAAUUUACCCCUUCAAAAGGUGUUGGAGAAAUGUGGUAAGCAAAAAAAACACGCAGAGAAAAAAUUUACAUCCAAGGCUCCUUUACCCCAAGAAACACAAAGGCAUAAUGAUGUUCAGCUUGAAGCACCUAUGACUGCAGUAGUAGAGGGAAAUUGUGAGCAGGAGAUCAAGGUUGAUGCAGUUGCUUCAUUAUAUCAGCAGCAAGAAUUGCUCUCCAAACCUGCAGCUGACUCGAUCUUGAAGCAGAAAAACAAACCGCUGAAAAAAGAUGGCCAGGGAAGGCCUCGGAAAGCAAUGAAGAAACUGUCUAAUGCAGCAACUGGUCAGAAAAGUAGCCGAGGAAGGCCUAGGAAACAAAAGGAAACAAUUACGGAAGAUGCAAUGGCUGAUCCGAGAUUGGAACUUCUGCAAGUGGAGCUGUAUAAGCCAGCAAUUAAUGAUCAGCAAACUCAGGUGCAAAUCAAAAAAACGAAGAAAGAUCGCGGAGGAAAGCCAUUGAAGCUUAUAGAAGCUACCAAGGAAGGUAAACAAGCUUCGUUGGACUUGUAUUUGCAGUCGCAAGAAGGUUUGUCUGAAUUAGUCAAUCAGUGUUCUGCCCAGCUGCCCGAAAAUGAUGGCCGAGGAAGCCGACGGAAACUAAUCGAAGCAACCAAGGAUGAUGCAGAAGCUUUUAUAGAUAUGCAUCUACAGAUCCAAGAAGGGCCGUUUAAAUCGUCAACUGAUCGAAGGACACCACGGAAACAAGCAGAAGCAACCACAGAAUAUGCAGCAGGUUGUUCAAAUUUGCAUACUUAUCAACAAGAAGAAUCAUCUGAGCCAUCAACUAAUCUGCAUUCUCAAGAGCAAAGUAAGCGGGUGAAAAAAGGCCGAGGAAGGCCAAGGAAACAAACAGAAGUGGCAGAUUCUACAGCUUCCUCUAAACUAGCACCGCACCAACAUCCUCUGCUGCAGUUCAAAAACCACAAAAACAAACUGCUCAAAAAGGAUGGUCAAGGAAGCCCAAGGAAAGUACAAGAAGAAUGUAAGAAAGAUUCAGAAGGUUCAGCAAAUUUGCACCUUCAAAAUUACAAGCAAGAAGUUAACAAAGAUGAUUCAGAAGCUCCAUUAUACCUGCCUCAUAUGGCAGAAGAAACGGAGUGUAAAGUGGAUUGUCCUGAUGCUGAACAUGAGAAAUCCCAAAAUGAAGUUCAGAGGAUUCCUGAAACAGGACAAGUAAUGCCACCCUUGUGUGAUUAUAUUUAUCAAUGCGCUGAGAAGCAAAAAUUAGAUGGUGGUGGCCAGCUCCCUGAAGAAACAAAAUUGACCAACUCCUCAGAUAAUCAGCCUGAUCAGCAACGUGAAGUGAAACCGUACUCUCAGGAACAGGAGGUGAAAAAAGGAGAGUUCGAAGACCAAGCAAGGCCAACAUCAAAGUCAACGAAAUCAACAGAGAUGCAGGUUCCACUAUCCUCCAAAGAUCAGCUGCGCUCCAGAAUAAAACGCCAAGCUCAGGAUAGCACUUGAAGUCCACGUUACUUGGACUCGAGUACGUGUCCAACUGUUUGACCUGGCUAUUAUAUGAAAUUUUUUGCUCUAAAUGAAGUUGCAAAGGAUCCACAGCCAUGAUGGAGUGUCGAGGAUCUGAUAUGGGUACUUGAAGUAAAAUGAAUAGUUCGGUUAACAAUGCUUGAAAUACGAUCUAGGGGUGCAGCUAAACAACUUAAUUAAGUUGCAGAACAUACUGCAUCACUCAGUUCUGCAUAGCUAGAUUGCUGGAUUGUCUGUUUAGAUUAAUCAUUUGAAGCUAUCUAUUACUCUAUUUGGUAAUAACCUCUCAGCAAUAUUGUGCAGUCCACUUAUCCUUUGAGUUGUAUUUUAAAGUCGUGUUAUAGUUGCAUGAAAAAGAAAGAGCAAAACAAGGAAAAUAUUGAACUAAUGUCGAAGUUCUGUUAGUGAUAGUUUUCUCUCUUUUCUUUUCCUGUAGUAUUUUGUCAAUGGGUUAUAAAAUCAUCCUUGGCAACAUCCUUGUCAACAAUCUCUAGUUCUUAACUACUAGUCUAUAUUGCUUGAGUAUAGUGACCGUGUUCAUUGAAAGUUUAUCACUAAUCUUACUAGUGAAAGUGUGGAACCAUUUAUUAAUAGUUCCAAUAUACUCUUUGUUAAACAGAGGGAGUAUAUAAAUAA
This is a messenger RNA of Beta vulgaris subsp. vulgaris (sugar beet), 3866 nucleotides long. RefSeq lists its product as hypothetical. Gene Ontology annotation, biological process: nucleosome assembly. The transcript has 5 exons. Gene Ontology annotation, cellular component: nucleosome. The record is from RefSeq and is a predicted model, not a curated record. Gene Ontology annotation, molecular function: DNA binding. The coding region runs from base 78 to 3206 and encodes 1042 amino acids. NCBI's taxonomy places the organism in Eukaryota, Viridiplantae, Streptophyta, Magnoliopsida, Caryophyllales, Amaranthaceae.